Molecule: messenger RNA, 2156 nt
Organism: Chroicocephalus ridibundus (black-headed gull)
Lineage: Eukaryota; Metazoa; Chordata; Aves; Charadriiformes; Laridae
Gene: PAK3
Product: p21 (RAC1) activated kinase 3
Exons: 16
Coding region: 343-1974 (543 amino acids)
Biological process (GO): regulation of actin cytoskeleton organization; intracellular signal transduction; regulation of axonogenesis
Cellular component (GO): cytoplasm
Molecular function (GO): ATP binding; protein serine/threonine kinase activity
Source: RefSeq, a predicted model, not a curated record
AUAGAAAGGUCCCCCCACACACACUCCUUGAAAAGAAGGGGUGGAGGGAGGAGGGGGGAGAAAAAUAUAAUACAAGAGGCUCCCGGCAGGCAGAUCAAUGUGGAGCCGGUAAGGCGCUGCGACCGGCCCGCCAGCAUCCCGCCGGCAGUCGCGGCCGCAGCCGGGAGGACGAGCGCAGCCUCCCCAGCGCGGAAGAGGCCAAAGAGAAGGAGAUCUGACUUGUGGAGGGACUUCAGUCUGGCCUGUUAUUCUUGGAAGACUGGGGAAAUGAGGGCAUAUCCUCCCUGCCCUUAUAGUCUGCAACUGAAGACACCUUUCAGGAGGCUGUGAGGGCUGCUGAAGAUGUCCGAUAGUCUGGAUGUUGAAGAGAAACCUCCAGCCCCACCGUUGAGAAUGAACAGCAACAAUCGCGAUUCUUCAGCGCUAAACCACACUUCAAAACCGCUCCCCAUGGCCCCUGAGGAGAAGAACAAGAAAGCCAGGCUUCGCUCCAUCUUCCCAGGAGGAGGGGAUAAAACCAACAAGAAGAAAGAGAAAGAACGCCCUGAGAUCUCUCUUCCUUCCGACUUUGAACAUACCAUUCACGUGGGAUUUGAUGCCGUCACUGGAGAAUUCACAGGCAUUCCAGAGCAGUGGGCCAGGCUACUACAGACCUCCAACAUAACAAAACUGGAGCAGAAGAAGAACCCACAAGCUGUUCUAGAUGUUCUAAAAUUUUAUGAUUCCAAAGAAACAGUUAACAACCAGAAAUACAUGAGCUUUACGUCAGGAGAUAAAAGCGCCCAUGGAUACAUAGAAGCCCAUCCUUCGAGCACAAAAACAGCAUCAGAACCCCCGCUAGCUCCCUCUGUUUCUGAGGAAGAGGAUGAAGAUGAUGAAGAAGAGGAAGAUGACAAUGAACCACCACCUGUUAUCGCACCACGGCCUGAACAUACAAAAUCAAUCUACACACGCUCUGUAAUUGAACCUGCCGCUGCACCAGCACCAGCUAAAGAAGCCACCACUCCCCAACCUGAAAACUCAAACACAAACACUUUGUACAGAAACACAGACCGGCAGCGAAAAAAAUCCAAGAUGACAGAUGAGGAGAUCCUAGAGAAACUGAGGAGCAUUGUGAGUGUGGGAGAUCCUAAGAAGAAAUACACUCGAUUUGAAAAAAUUGGCCAAGGGGCAUCAGGAACUGUGUAUACAGCAAUCGACAUCGCCACAGGACAGGAGGUGGCCAUAAAACAAAUGAAUCUCCAACAACAGCCCAAAAAAGAACUAAUUAUUAAUGAAAUCCUGGUCAUGAGGGAAAAUAAGAAUCCCAAUAUUGUUAACUAUUUAGACAGCUACCUAGUCGGUGACGAACUCUGGGUAGUUAUGGAAUACUUGGCUGGAGGCUCUUUAACUGAUGUUGUUACAGAGACAUGUAUGGAUGAAGGCCAGAUAGCAGCUGUCUGUAGGGAGUGCCUGCAAGCACUGGAUUUCCUUCAUUCAAACCAAGUGAUUCACAGAGACAUCAAAAGCGACAAUAUUCUUCUCGGAAUGGACGGAUCUGUCAAAUUGACUGAUUUCGGCUUCUGUGCUCAGAUCACCCCUGAGCAGAGUAAACGGAGCACAAUGGUCGGGACUCCUUAUUGGAUGGCACCAGAAGUGGUGACAAGAAAAGCAUACGGCCCCAAAGUGGACAUCUGGUCACUUGGGAUCAUGGCAAUAGAAAUGGUGGAAGGAGAACCUCCUUACCUUAAUGAAAAUCCUCUCAGGGCGCUGUAUCUGAUAGCUACAAAUGGGACACCGGAGCUGCAGAACCCCGAGCGACUGUCUGCUGUGUUUCGUGACUUUCUGAACUGCUGCCUGGAGAUGGAUGUGGACAGGCGAGGGUCUGCCAAGGAACUUCUGCAGCAUCCAUUUUUAAAAUUAGCCAAGCCUCUCUCCAGUCUGACUCCUCUGAUCAUUGCAGCAAAGGAAGCGAUUAAGAACAGCAGCCGCUAGUGCUUCAGGCCGGCUUUCUCCCAUGCCAGCUCAGAGCAGGACUGAGAACAAAAACUCUAUAAAACCUCAACUCUUGUGCUGCAGGACAGAUGGAUGGAUGAACAAACCAACGGUCACAGUCACGGUGGUAGGAGGGACAACAGCCCAGUCCCUCAAGGAGUAAAAAAUUAUCAUUUGUCUUC